CAAAGAACAAAACAUGCUGCAGGUGCAAGGGCUAUUGAACAAAAAGUCCAUAUGACAGGCAAUCCAAGCAUGAGUCCAGGGAACAAAUAAAAGGGAGAUGAACAGGAGCGGAACACAAGAACAUGACAGCCUGGAUGAACAGACACACCAACAAAGGCAAAUGAGAGAGAAGGGACUCUAUAUGAACAAGGGUGAACAGAUGCAGAUGGCAACAUUUACCUCUGAGCGAACAGGAGGCAGGCAGUGGGAGGUAAACCAGAUACCCCAUAUAUUAGAAACACACUUUCAAAGAGGGGCAAGAGAUCUAAUUACAAAGUCAGAGACAAGAGAACCGUCACAACUUUGACAAAGCCUGGACUUGUAAAACAAAACCUUGAUAAAUUUGCUUAAAAUCUUGUAAAUAACAUGAGAAAAGCGAUGAUAGAUAGCUCUCGGAAAAUCUUGACGGGAUAACGGUGGUCCAUCAAAUUUUGUAAAUGUAUUGUUUAAUGCUUUUUCUGCUCUUCGGGAGAACCAGUGCACACCUCAUGAACAAAUCUUUUGUGUUUGCCGACAACCACGCAAUGAGUUUGAUGAUGAUUUGAUCAGCUGCGACGAACUCAAGCAUCAACAACAAGAUACAAGAUUAUCUUGUUGAUGCUCGAGUAUCAGAGAGAAUCUCGUCUAUUCCUUUCUUCCUUGUUACCUGCUAUGCACGGCGCAUAAUAGUUGGAAUGUAAAUUCCAGCAAGUACUGUUUAUUAACAUCGUUGUACGAUUGGAAAUAUUGUCAAAUAAGAAGCAAUCGCGUGUGUUGAAGUACAGCAGCAUUUGUUAUUCAAGCACAGGUUUUGCAGUAGGUGGGAUGCCAUGUGGGAAAAACCUUCAACUGAAAAUGAAACCAAACAAAUUGCUCUGGGAUGUUUUAAAGCAGCUUAGUGUGUUAAUGACUUUUUUUUUAAGUUAAAAGAAAGAGCCUUCUGCAAAUAAGAAAAAUAUACUUUUAAUAUCUGCCCAAAGUAUUCACCAUCCUAGAUUCACAGCCUUUGUAUGUUUUGUUGCCCUUUUUAUGUUAUUGGGAUGUUAUGAUAAUACAUCAAAAUGUAGUCUAAGUGAAAGUUUUUUCUGUUUUGGCUUAUUUUUCUAAUAAAUAAAAUUCUUAAAUAUGUAAAGUGCAUUUGUAUUUUAGCCACCUUCUUAGGAAUUACAGUUGUAAGUAUUUUUUUUGGGGGGGGUAAGUUGGUACAAAUGAGGACUAGAAAGACUCGAAAACUGAUGUUUACAGAUGCUUCCCAUCUGGACAUUUUCUAAAGAUUUGUGAUUGGACUUAGGUAUUUACGUGGACUAGGCUAUCCCAGCACAAAAUACAGCAGACAUUUUGUCUGUGGCUGUACGUUUGAGGUUGCCGUCUUGCUGAAAAGUGAACCUCCACCUCUUCCUCAAGUCAAAUGCUCACCUUGCCUGUCAAUUUAGGUAACUCUGCAUGACUUAGGUAGGUUUGCAGCUAUAGCACAGGCAUAGCCUGUAUUGUUUUAUGAGAUUAUGUUAAAUUAUACAUUGGUGGAUACUCUUUAUUAAUUAGCCGACUUCUCCAUGCAAUCAGUUGCACUUGAUUUUAUUUAGGGGUGACAUAUUUGUGACUUAAAUGUGUCAAAUUGGAGGACUGAAUACUUUUGCAGCCACUGUCUGUUUGGAAAUAGUUUGACUUGGCUUGCAUGUCCUCAGUUCUAUGCAGCUUCAAUGGCUGCCAGAAGAAUCAAAUGUUGAUGUUUCUGCAAUGGAAUGAGGCCCACAGUACUGGUUUUGCUCUUUUCUCCACAUUUAGCCAGUCCAGCAUAAAGAGAAGGACGGAGAUGGAGGGAAAACACCUUUUUUUGUACUUUAACUUUUUUUUAGAUGUAUCAACAGUCGAACAGCUUUCCCUCCAGGUCACCCAGCGAGCUGUGAAAUGACAUGUUGAUCCCAUGAAUAUGUGUGUGUGUGUGGGGGGGGGGGGGGUCGGGGUGUGUGUGUGCGUGUGUUCAUGUCCACCCAAGGGACAAGAGAGGCAGGAAUUCCUUUAUCAGGUUGACCAAAGAACUUUUUUUUUUACGCCAGCCAUCAUAGUGAAAGUGGCCCUGCAGUGGAAAUCAAACUUAGUGAAAGUGUGUGAGGAACAUUUAAGGUAGAAAAAGAAAAAAAAAACUACAUUUCAAAUACCAUAAAUCAGAAUUGUGGAGGAGAAAAUGACUGCUGAAUGAAGGGAAGAAGAACUUAGUGCUGUCCCUUGCUUUAAGCCAAAUUAGCAUGCGCAGUAGAUCUCUUUUAUGGCUCUGGCGCUGUCUAUGGUGCUGAAAAGUCGUGAUUACACAAGAGGUAAUGUUCUAGCUGGACGGCAGGAAGGAAGUGGAAAUAAAUCUCCAGGCAAAACUGAGAUUUCAGCGAACUAUCAGUUUUGUGUUCACCAGAUUGGCAGGAACAUCUCGGUGGGAGCCCUAAAGGUGCUUGAAAGUGGCCCAUUACUAAGGAAAACAUGUUGGGCUCCUUUAUAGAUGAACAAAGAAGGAAGUCCAUUCAUGUUUUUUCACCGUAAAAAAGGGGGAAAAUAGUAAAUUUCGGUUGUGUUGAAAGACCUUUAGACAACUUACUGAGUUUAAAGAUUGAAAGUACAAACUUAUAUUUUACUGCAGUAGCAUUGUUUCACACUGACAUUCAGAAAGAAACUGAAACUUAAUCUAAGGACUGGUGUCUUAAUUAUUGCUACCUGCACUCCCCCUUUGCCAAUAAGGCAUCACUCAGGCUCCUAUAACAUUUUACAAGUUUAGAUCUGUGUAGGAAGAGGGAUCUUUGAUUAUUCCUCUUGCCACUGAGGAAUAAUCAAAUGCCACUGGUGGUUUAUUGGCUCAAGUUUUGGGUAUCAGUUAGCUGCAAUUAAAACACAACCAAAAAUGAGUGGCGCUACUAAGUACUAGCAGAGCAGCCAAAAAAGAUUAGUUGCUCUCGGUCACAGAGUUUUGGUCCAACAAGAAUAUUGCCAAAACAAAAGUUCACUGCAGAAUAUUGAAGGAAUAAUGUUACUGAAACAGAAACAUGUGCUGAAGGCUACUUAAGCUGCUUUCCAAUUCAGAGCUUAAAUCUGCAAUUCACACCUCAAGUGUUAUGCCACACUCGCAUUUGCGGCAUUAUAAAAUGAAUUUUACUCAAGUCACCCAGACUGCCAUUUCCAGUUACUAUUUGCAGUCUUGAUUCUUGAUUAUUAUGAGGGACACAUCUUGUACUUUCUACUGAAAAUACAGUGAUUUUUUUUUUAUCUUUAAUGGAUUCUGAACAUUUAAAAAUGAUUUUGUACCUAUAAUUAUUAAGAGCAACAAUCAUAAUUUGCUUUGCUUGAAUGAUUACAAGUUUGACAUUUUGAAUCAUUUUUAAAACUGGUUUGUUUAAAAUUAUAAUUCACAUGCUUAGGGUAUAUUUUCCAAAUGAUUUUUGGAUGGAAUAAAGACCUUGGAUCAUACUUCUAACAUUUUGUGUCAGAAUAUCUAAUAUCAGGGUUUGUCACCAAGGGCAAAACAUUACAUAGUCCAACACUUCAUCCUGAAUGUCUUGUGAUAUCAGAGGCGGGAGAAAGUCAUUGUUUUUGCAAGUAAUUGCUUUCAAAUCUUUCAAGUCUGGAGUCGAGACACGUAAGUGCCAAGUCGAGUGAUGUCCAUGUUUGGAGUAGAGUCCACGUCCUAAACUAUAAAAUUCAAGACCUUACCUUAAUCAUAUGACGCUUAUUUUGAAAUAAAGAUAUAGUUAUUAAAGGGUGCGUUAUUGUUGCAGUAGGAGUUUGUCCAUCAAGUUUUGGACUUGAGAAUACAGGAAAUGUCGCCGGCCGGUGCUGCUGUCAGAGCGAGGCGGGGGGAACAGGGUAGUAGCUUAACAGAGGGUAUUUGACUAAACCACCGUAAACGCGGUGAGGGAGAGAAGCUAACGUGAGAGCGGGGGGAACAAUACGGACAAUUUACGAGAAAAUACUAAUACGUUAGCACGACGGGAGAGGGAGGUAAAACACGGUAGUUUCCCGGAAGAAAUGGGAGGCUUGACAGGUAUGAGUUCGUCCUCAAAGGCCAAGAUCCAGUUGAAAAAGAAAAAAAAAACGUUUUUGCAUUGAUAAUAAGAAACUAGUAAAAACUCCAAGGGUUACAUAGAGGUACAGUUAGCAGCUCUGUUGCCUUGCAGCAAGAACGUCCUGGGUUCGAACCCUAGGCCCGGGGUCUUUCUGCGUGGAGUUUGAAUAUUCUCCCUGCGCAUGCGUCAGUUUUUUUCCGGUUUCACUUCCCCGGCUUCCUCCCGCAGUCCAAAAACAUGACUGAUUCGGUUAAUCUAAAUAUCUUUUAGGCGUGAGGGGGGUGUGCUUACAUGUUGCACGGCCUGAGUGUCUCUGUGAUGGACUGGCGACCUGUCCAGGGUGUGUCCUGAAUUGUGCCCGUAUAAAAAGACAUGUUCAACAUUCCAGACUUUAUAUUAAAUAGUAUACAGCAUGAUUCACAGACUAAUUAUUAUCAGGAAAUAUAUCCGGCUCGGCUGCUUGCAUUAAAUUUAGAGUGGAAAACCUGAAAAAGCGGAAAAUGUUACUCAACGAAUUUUCAUUAAAAUUCACCAAGAGGCAAGCUCCGUGAGAGGUUAGGUUAUUGGCGGGCAGGCGCAUGGACACACACACACAGGCACACCCCCGCACACACACACACACACACGCCUACAUGCACACAAACUUCACAGCUGGUGUGCCUUCCUCCAGCAGAGACUGACAGAAGCAGGGCGACCGCUUUAAGCUGCGAGCGCUCAUCUCUCCUCUCCACCACCGGCGCGUCUUUCACUGUUCUUAUGAAAAACUUUGAAGGGGUAAGGGGCGAAAUGUGCAAGAAAAUCGUUUAGGAAACAGAAGAAAAAGAAAAAGAAAGAUCAAGUCCGAGAAGAGCGGUGGAGCCGGGAGAAAGAGGAAGCUAUGCCAUCUCCCGCCGAGCGGAGCCCAGUCCUCCUCAGUUGCGUGUCGGAUCUACAGCAUGGUGUCUCUUUCUGGACUCUGGAGCCGCUGCCUCGCCCCGGGGAGAACCCGUCUCCUUUUCAUCUCUGUCAGAGUGCUUCCGCUGCUGCUUCUCCUCCUGCUGACUCCCUUCUCCUCUGCCGAGACCUGCUUCCCUCACCCGGCGCCCUGCCACAUCUUGGCACGGAUCGGACACACCGUGCGCCUCGGUGCGCUCCUGCCGACCCGCCAGCCGGCGCGGAUACAGAACGCGCUCAACCGCGCCCUGGCGAGCAUCCGGCACCAGAGCAGCGGGACGGACUCCACCACCGCUUCCGCCCAGCCGGCCCCUCUGCUGCCCUACAACCUGACCCUGGAGAUGGUGGUGCGGUCGCCGGCGGGGUGGGACCCGGAGUCGUUGUCCCACAGCGCCUGUCAGGACCUGGUGAUCAGAGGCGUGACAGCCGUGCUCGCCUUUCCACGCUCCAGGGAGGAGCUGAUCCAGGUGGAGUUCCUCUCCUCUUUCUUGGAGAUUCCCUUCGUGUCCAUCCUGGAGGACACGGAACCCCUUGUGACUAAGAACCGGUUUCACCUCCAAAUGUCGGCCCGCGUGCCUCCAUCAACCCUUGGCAGCUUGCUGCUGGCGGUCCUGCAGAGUGGCGACGGGGACAGGGACAGAGGGAGCCGAGGAGAAGGCAGAUGGGGAGGUGCAGCUGUGAUCUGCCCCGGAUGGGAUGAAGGCAGCGACGGCUUGCUGACUCACCUGCAGAAGCACAGCGGUCCUGCUUGGCAUUUGUGGGAUAUUAUCAACCUGACGCUCAUCACCGGCAGCAAAGAGAGAAGGGGGGAGGCCAGCGAGGAGAGGAGGGAGGAUCAAAUGGAAGAAGAGGCUUUGAACAUCAUCUCUUCCAGUUUCCUGCGCUCCCCCUCGCCGAUCUCCUCCGUGCUACUCAUGGGAUCUGACCCGGAGUGUCUCUCAUCUGUCCUGCGAGCCGCUCAGCGCCUUGCCCCGUCACUUCCAGCGCUGCAGUGGAUCAUGGGAUAUCCUUUGUCCCCUGAUUCACUGCACACUCUGGGAGGUCCCCUUGGACUGCUGGCCUAUGGGGAGGUGGGACGCAAGCCGAUAAGCUUCUACAUACGGGAUGCCUUGCAGCUAGUUGGUCGAGCAGUCACUACGGCCACCAUGGUGAAGCCGGAGUUAGCGCUGGUUCAGAACUUGGUAAACUGUUACGACACACCAAACAGGCAUGAACUACCGUCUUCUGGACAGUAUCUUUCCAGGUUUCUGUCCAACAUCUCUUUCACUGGCUCUACGGGACUGAUCCAAGUGGAUGCUGGUGUUUCUCGAGUCCUUUCGUCACAACUGUUCCAUGUAUGGAGUCUUAAAAGAGGUGCGCUGGGUCAGCCAGCGUGGGUUACUGUAGGACAGUGGACCCGUGGUCGACUAGAACUUGAGGGAGGCAUUUUGGGACUUGUGGGAGGACUCGGCAACAGCCAGGGACAAGGCCUUGGAGCUGGUGUCAGAGGAGGGGAUGGUCAAGGGGAUGGCUAUUUUGGAGGACGCUGGAGACCAGGACUUUCCGUCGAGGAACACCGCCUCCGUGUGGUGACAUUGGUUGAACAUCCAUUUGUCUUCACGCGGGAGGUCGACGAGGAUGGUCUGUGUCCAGCAGGUCAACUCUGUCUGGAUCCUAAAACCAAUCGGACUGAUGUAAUCAACGGCCUCUUCAACCAGCUUCACAACCCCAACUCUACAGUGAUAGACUGGGAAGGAAUUGAUUUGCCAGGGGAUCUAAGGAAAUGCUGCUAUGGGUACUGCAUUGACUUGUUGGAGAAACUGGCAGAGGAUAUGGGAUUUACCUUUGACCUUUACAUUGUGGGAGAUGGAAAGUACGGCGCGUUGAGCGGGACGGGACGCUGGACUGGCCUUGUGGGGGACCUCUUGAAUGGAACAGCCGACAUGGCCGUCACCUCUUUCUCCAUCAACUCUGCCAGGAGCAGAGUGAUAGAUUUCACUUCUCCCUUUUACUCCACCAGUCUGGGAAUUCUGGUUCGUAGCCGGGACACGGCAGCGCCCAUCGGAGCCUUCAUGUGGCCGCUCCACUGGUCCAUGUGGGUCGGCAUUUUUGUUACGUUGCACCUCACAGCACUCUUCCUCACCUUGUACGAGUGGAACAGCCCGUUUGGCAUGACCCCCCAUGGCAGAAACAGGCUGCGUGUGUUCUCCUACUCGUCUGCCCUCAAUCUCUGCUACGCAAUACUCUUCGGACGCACCGUCGCCACCAAGACUCCUAAAUGCUGGACGGGACGCUUCUUGAUGAACCUCUGGGCUAUUUUCUGCUUACUGGUGCUGUCCAGCUACACAGCCAACCUUGCUGCUGUUAUGGUUGGAGAGAAAACUUUCGAGCAGGUUUCAGGAAUUCACGACGAGAAGCUGCACCAUCCCUCUCUGGGCUUCCGUUUUGGGACGGUGAGGGAGAGCAGCGCCGAGGACUACAUGAAGAAGAGUUUCCCAGAGAUGCACGACUACAUGAGACGCUACAACCAACCCACAACGCCAGAGGGUGUGCACAUGCUAAAGACAGAUCCUCCGGCUCUGGAUGCAUUCAUCAUGGAUAAAGCCCUGCUCGACUUUGAGGUCUCCAUUGAUGCAGACUGCAAGCUGCUCACAGUGGGGAAGCCUUUUGCCAUUGAAGGCUACGGCAUAGGCCUUCCCCAGGGCUCUCCUCUGACCCGUAAUGUGUCGGAGUUUGUGAGUCGCUACAAGUCUGACGGCUUCAUGGACAUGCUGCAUGACAAAUGGUAUAAGGUUGUACCCUGCGGAAAGAGAGUCUUUGCAGUCACCGAGACUCUGCAGAUGGGCAUCCAGCAUUUUUCAGGUCUGUUUGUGUUGCUGUGCAUGGGUGUCGGCGGAGCUCUGCUGACCUUGGCAGGUGAACACACCUUCUAUCACCUGGUGGUCCCCCGCCUCCGGCGCUCCAACACCCUGCAGUACUGGCUGCACACCAGCCAGAAAAUCCACAGAGCGCUCAACACUACAUAUGAGGAUGUCGGGAAGGAGCUGACCGGCCUUGACCAAAAGCCCUCCUCUUGUAUCUCAGAAAACUGCACCUUACACAGGAAACAGCAUCAGCCUUCUCCGCCGUCACCUCCCACAUCCCUCCCUGCUUCCACCACAGCUGGUGAAACCGGAAGCUCCUCGCCGUCUCAUGAACCCAAGGAGAAACGCGUUCACUUUGACCUGGACACGCUUCACAGCUACCGCCUGCGCACGCACACAGCGUCGGUGCGUGGCCGGCCGGGCAUGGUCGGCCGUCCUGGCCUCGGUCUGGGAGGGUUUGGCUUCAGCAGCCUGGGCAGCUUUACCUCCCCGCCUCAGAUCAAUCUCCAUGUCAACGGAGGACCGGUCUCUACCCUUGCGUCCACGGGUUUGGUCCUCUCUCCCCUGGGAAAUAGGGCUACUCAGACCAGCCUGUGGGAGGGGGAACUGCAGGAGCUUCAGGUGAAGAUCGAAACCUUCCGCAACCAGCUGAGAGAAGCUCUGGCACGAAGAGCUGAGAUCCAGACCAGCCUGGACAGAGAGAGGAGUGGGCUGGUACGAAGGGACACCAGUCUGGAGAGGGAAAGAGACAGACAGAAGGUCCAGACUAUCAACACAGACAGAAGCAGUUCCACUCUGUCCAAACUCCCAGAAAGAGACAGGACCAGCCAACUGCAAACCCUGAACAAUCAGCAGACAGGAAGGCCCAGCCAGACAGCUGGAGCUGGUACCGCGGGGCUCGGAUGGACCAGCCAGUUAAACACAGUGAACAGUUUGGACAGAGGAAGAGCCACUCAAUCACGCCCCGUCGUUACUGUGACAGGAGAAAGGACUGUCCAGUCACGCCCUUCGAGUUUGGAGCGAAGUCAAGUCAACCAACAAGGUGCUGGAAACAUAACUGUCCAGACAAGGAACACUUCUAGCCUGGACAGACAGAAGGCCAACCUAUCACGCACUCUGAACACUUUGGAGAGGACAAAAGCCAGCCAGUCAAGUGUAAGCAGCGGAACCUGAUUAGUUCUCUGAAGCCUUCAGGUGUGUGGGAAUUAACAGAGAACUAGUCAGGUGGCGCUCUCAUUGCCGCGGGAUGAUGGCUCGCAACGGGUUCUGGUCAUUUCAGCCUUUUGCCAUUUUGUAGCUUUUGCAGCUUUGGUUUUUUCCUAGCUGACCUUUUGAAACGGAGCCUUCUGCCACAGGAUGUUUUGUACUGACCCAGAGUCACCUGGAGGCCACAAUAACUAAUUUCAAAUAUAUCCAACUUACAUUCUGCUGUAAGAAAACGUGACUCCAAUUGGAAAUAUGAGCACAAGACAUCUUGGUGUGAUUAGGGGUGACAAGGGUUAAUCUCAAAGAUCACACAUUUGCCCCCCUUUUAUAAGUUUCUUGUGUUUUUGCUGUUUUGUUAUGUCAAAUCAAAUUGUAAUAUAAGAUUAUAAUAACCAGAGUAAACACAAUCAGCAGUUUUCAAACAAUGACUUCAUGUUUUAAGGGAAUAAGUAACCUGGCUCUAAGUGAAAAUUUAUUUAACCCUUUAAAUGUCUCUCAGUGAGGAAACAAAGACACAACAUGGCAUACAAUAAUUUAAUUGAGCAGAUAUUAAACUAACAAGCGAUAAAAUGGCAAAGUAUGGCUAAAAAACAAGGUGCAAAAUUGGCAAAGGGGUGAAUUGACCCGAUCCGGUUGUAGUUUGUUGUUUUUUUGUAGUUCGGGAGUGAGAUGGCAGAAAGCAGGAAAUGUUUAUUCACAAUUUCAUUUGUAGCAAUCUGCCUAAUUUUAACAAUUUCCACUCUCGCUUCAAUUUAUACCCAGAGACAAAAGCAAAUCUGACUCUUGAGCGAUGAUGAAACUUCCACAUUUGCCCUGCAAUAACAAAACAGCACUAGUCUUAGGAAAAGCAGCAGCAAUUGCAGCGGUGUCUUAAUCUCCUAAAUCAGAUAAAUUAAAACUGGUGGAGGAAAAACAAGUGAACUUUCGGUGGCGGUUCACAUCAAGAUCGAUUAACCACAACUGAUUAAAAAGAAGAUGGCCUCUGGCAACUACAUAAUCAGUGGCAAGAGGGCAGAAAAUCUAUUUUAAUCAAGUUAAAAGACGACUAACUAAAUUAAAAAUUUGAAAAGCAAAACAACAGCCUAACACAAGAAUUUGCAGAAAGCGAUGUAGAAAAGAAGAAACUGUAAGGAUGGAGUGGCAUAGACUGAAAAUACUUGAAAUCGCUCAAUUUAAUGGACUCAAACUGUAACUGUCUUUAUAUUAUAUCCUGUCCUUAAGUCACUAUGUCAAGAAAUGUUUUCUUUUUUUUUCUCUAUGCUAAAUAAGACAUAACAGGUGGAUGUUUAACAGGUAAUGGAAAUGGAUGAUAUUGGAAUAGGAUUUACUUUAUUUGUUUUCCUUUCUGCAGUAGUUAUUGAACCUUCAUUCAAUGUCUUGUUCUCUCAAUCUCUGUUUUUACUUCUUUAUUUUUUCAAAAGUAAGAUCAAACAACACACAGAGGCCAGGGUUUUUACGUAUGCAAGAUUAUUUGGGCCUGUGUGUUUCAGAUCAAAAAGAAAGAUGCUGUGUAAAACAUACAUGCAAAUAAUAUGUGGAGGAGAAGACAUAUGAAAAAAAAUAUCCCAAACACAUUCUGCACUCUGAAAACUGCUGCGUAGGCAGUCCAUUGGAUCUCAGCUGUUAAAUAUGGACAGAUCUGGUGGAGAAACACUUUAAUACAAUGGAAAUAUGGAUUAUUUACUAUUUGUAAGUCAAAAACCUUUUUGGCUUAAGGAUCACCAGGGUGGCAAAAAAUACACGCAAAAACAAAAGAAAAUUGGACAGGAUGAAAAGUUUUUUUUUUUUUUUUUUUUACAUAUUUUUCAGUAUAAACAUUUUUCUUAUAUUUGUUACAGCAAAGGGACUAGGAUUCUGACAUAGUUUCAGACCACGCAGCUUUUAAAACAUGCCUGUGCCGCUGCUAAUUAAGAGGUGGAGACAAAUAUGGUUUUGAAAAACAAACAUUUACAUAUUUACAUUCCACUUUAACGACUUAAGUCCAAAGCCAAACAAUAAUUCAGACCCAAACGCAGUCCAACCCGCCUUCUCUCCCUCCAGUCAACGUGGGGGGUUUUAACUGAGCGAGAGAUUGAACACACUAGUUCCUUGUCAGCGCUGCUCGUAGGCCCGUUUCCAUGACAACACAUGACCAGGUGACCUCAGAAAGCAGGAGAGAGUGAUGAGAGAGAGAGAAAAAAACGUUUUGAAGUUAAAUUAAUAAACUGGUAAAUCACAUUUAAAUCCUUCCAAGUAGAGCAACACAAAUCAAAAGAAGUGCACUUAUGAAUUAAAAUAUUUAAAUAGAAAGUACAUAAAUGCAACACCUCACAAUUUUAUAUCAGCAUUUUUUUUUUUACUAAUCCUUUGGUCAAAAUGUGACUGAAUAUAGCUAGCACUAGCUUUCCUUGGCAGGUAAAAGGCUAAUGUUAACUUUAUUAAACAGCGUAUUCUCUAGGGCGGACUGAAGUUAGCAAUAUGGCCGACUGACUUAAAUAUUACUAUUUAUUGUUUCUGACCUACGUAAGACGUUUAUACAUGCGUGUCACUGUUUGGCAAUCAUAAGGCUUUUUCUUGUGUCUUAAAUAAUCCAAUAAGCUGAGUAAGAAUGUUUGACCCACGUGUGGUUAGAAUUACCCAACAGCAUAAACACAGCAUCUGGGUGAAACAGAUAUCUCACUUUUACUUUACUUCUGAAAUAUCUUUGCAGUCCUGCAGCCAUUCUUGCAGCUGACUGGGAAAGUAAUUAAACAUCAGAGCAACAUAGACAUUUAAUGCAGUUGUAAUUGCCGAAACAGCGAAAGCUGUAAAUACACAGAUGAAACCGUGGAUAAUAUCACCUGGGGGGAAAAAAUUAACAUCAACAUACCGUAAUAGCCAGUCUUUCCAACUGAACAGAUUGUUCCUGUUUCAUGGCUUUUACACAUUUAAACCAUUGCGUAUUAAUACUUUAUAUCUCUUUCUCUGUUUUGGUUGCAGUCAAUUUCUGUUUAAGUGCCUGUUGUUAAAGAGUUAAAAGCUGCUCAUUUUGCUAAGAUCCUGAGUUAUAUGUAGUGAUCGUGCGUGCAGUCACCAGUGGAAUAGAAGAGUCGUGUCCAUAAACAGGUUUCAGCUCGCUGUUGCAGAUCCCCAACAUUAUUCAGUUUGUGAGUAUGCGCAGUAAUUAAAUCAGAUGAGAAGCUCUUUCAGUGCUUAAAACAUUUUUGCAGUUCUGUUUAAGAGUAGAUGUUUUACACAGCAUCCCAGAUCUUUUUGGAAAGUUAGUUGUGCAAUAUAUUGCAAAGGCUGAAAGCACAUGUAUAUGUACAGGUAAAAAAAAAGAUGCUGCUGAAAAAUCCACUGAGGUGGUUUGACCCAUCACAGAUUUGGUUAUCUCAGUUUUCUGUUUUAAACACAUUAGAUUUUUAUCAUCCUCUUUUUCCUCAUGUCUCCUCUAACCCCAAUCCUAUUAAGGUGCAAUAUUAAAUUACUGCAAAGUACCUUUAAUUAAAAUCCCAUUCCAGGUCAUUCUAUUUAGGGUUUGACAGCUUGCAAAAACCAAGUGCAUUAUUUGGAUUAUGGAAGAAAUCAAUAUAACAAAAAUAUGACUCCAAAAAACUUGCGAUUGGGACACAACCUCUUCUUGUUUUGUGCACCCUUCCUUUUUAAACACGUCUUCUUUUCAUUUUGUGGACUCUCAUGCAGGUAGCCAGUUGCCCACUAGAGGGAGAUGCAUCUCUGCUUCCCAGUGGCUAUGGAUCCUGCAGAGGUUCUACAGAGAUAUUUUGAUUAAUAAAACAAAUUAAUCAAUUCAUGUGGUUCGCUUAUAAAGAAAUAACGGCAUGUAAAAGAUGCAUUUAUAGAUUUUGUUCUGCUACGGAGGCAAAUGGUUUUACAAAGUCUCUCCAGCAUCUUAACAGUGCAGUUACACUCAGUCUUGAGAUUCUCAAACUCUCCAAGCAGAUUUCAGAAAUCUGAAAACACCUACUGAUAUCAUCUUGAUUUUUAUUUUUUAUUUUUUUGGUGACACUAAUGUGCAUUUUAGCAUCUCAACCUUUGCUGUGGUGUGAAGUGGUUGUGUUCACAUGCCAUGGUGUCUUAAAAGGACGUAAAAUAUUUUGGGACUUUUGUCAAGGAAAAGCUUGUGGUACUGGAUAUUUAAAGAGAUACUUUUAAAUUAUCACUUAUUAAAGUUAUAUCGACAUAUUAAUAAAUUUUAUGCAUAAAUGGACAUUCUCAUGUUUUGAAAUAAACAUUUAUAUACU
This is a messenger RNA of Xiphophorus maculatus (southern platyfish), 13269 nucleotides long. RefSeq names its product glutamate receptor ionotropic, NMDA 3B-like. The transcript has 12 exons. Gene Ontology annotation, cellular component: postsynaptic membrane; plasma membrane. NCBI's taxonomy places the organism in Eukaryota, Metazoa, Chordata, Actinopteri, Cyprinodontiformes, Poeciliidae. Gene Ontology annotation, molecular function: transmitter-gated monoatomic ion channel activity involved in regulation of postsynaptic membrane potential; NMDA glutamate receptor activity. Gene Ontology annotation, biological process: ionotropic glutamate receptor signaling pathway; modulation of chemical synaptic transmission; synaptic transmission, glutamatergic. Bases 5000 to 9013 code for a protein of 1337 amino acids. The record is from RefSeq and is a predicted model, not a curated record.